This is a messenger RNA of Momordica charantia (bitter melon), 1465 nucleotides long. It is a transcript of the gene PSP, whose product is annotated as 3-phosphoserine phosphatase. The record is from RefSeq and is a predicted model, not a curated record. Lineage: Eukaryota; Viridiplantae; Streptophyta; Magnoliopsida; Cucurbitales; Cucurbitaceae. Gene Ontology annotation, cellular component: cytoplasm; chloroplast. Gene Ontology annotation, molecular function: L-phosphoserine phosphatase activity; magnesium ion binding. Gene Ontology annotation, biological process: dephosphorylation; L-serine biosynthetic process.
ACAAAUCAACAAAAAGACAGAGCGCGCGUUUGAGCGGUUGAUCGUUGGUUAUCUUCUCUCCGUGCCACCCUAUCGCCGCCGCAUUGACUGCUACAACUGCAUUCCGGCUAGAUGUUUGAACGCCUUACGAUCACCGAAAUGAGCAGCGCUGGGUUGAUAAUUGCGAGAUCUUCUACUGCCAGUUUUUGAGAACAAUGAUGCAUAUUCAAGCGUAUUGUCUGGAUGGUGCCAUUCCGGCGGGCGGGCGGCUGGAAGUACCAAGCGGAUGCUGGUGGGCUACUCACCCUCUCUCCCCCCUUUAGAUAUAUCCUUUUUAUAUAAGAUAAUUGAUGGAGAGUUUGUUGAGUUCGCGAAUCACACCAUUACCUACUCAUUGUAGACAAAUUCAAUCUUCGCUUCGUCCCUCGUUGUUCUUGCAAUUCUCUAGAAGAUCGGUUGAAGGUCAAAUGGAGAUGGGGAGAUGUCGCAUGUCAUUCAAUCCAAUUGCCGCUUCAGUUCAGCCGUUAGAAGGCCCUACACUUUCUCAUUUCAACAACACAUCGCCAUCCAAAGAGGUGCUGGAGCUGUGGAGAAGUGCAAAUGCAGUAUGCUUUGAUGUUGAUAGCACAGUUUGCGUAGAUGAGGGAAUUGAUGAAUUAGCAGAUUUUUGUGGAGCUGGAAAGGCUGUUGCAGAAUGGACAGCUAGGGCAAUGGGUGGUUCCGUGCCGUUUGAGGAUGCUUUGGCUGCUAGACUAUCUUUGUUUAACCCUUCACUUUCACAAGUUGAGGAAUUUCUCGCUAAGAGACCUCCAAGGCUUUCUCCAGGUAUAGAUGAGUUGGUUAAAAAGCUAAAGGCCAAAAACAUUGACGUAUAUCUGAUUUCUGGAGGCUUUCGUCAAAUGAUCAAUCCUGUUGCAUCAAUUCUUGGGAUUCCACAUGAGAAUAUUUUUGCCAAUCAAUUGCUUUUCGGAAGCUCUGGUGAAUUUCUGGGCUUCGACAAAAAUGAGCCUACUUCAAGGAGCGGCGGGAAAGCAACUGCAGUGCAACAACUAAGGAAGGCUCAUGGAUACAAGACAUUGGUCAUGACUGGGGAUGGUGCGACUGAUCUUGAGGCCCGUAAACCAGGUGGCGCUGACUUGUUUAUUUGUUAUGGUGGCAUUCAACUUCGAGAAAACGUUGCUGCAAAAGCUGACUGGCUGGUUUUCAACUUUCUAGAUAUGAUCAACUCCCUUGAAUAGUACAUAUUUUUUCAGAACUACAGCCUCCUUUAUUCUUAUAUCUUUCUUGAUUCUUAUAUUGUAUUGCUGCUUGUUCUUUAUGCCUGCAGAUACCUGCAUUCUAUACACAUAGAUUCUAAUCUUUUUGUGGGGGAAAAGGCCCCUAUUAUCAUGUUUGGAAUUGUGUGCAACUCUACUGAAAAGUAUGUACAAGGAUUGGAGUUCUGAUGCAUCUUCUUCUGAAUACACAAAUUUUACCUUUUUACAGU